Molecule: messenger RNA, 6430 nt
Organism: Leptidea sinapis
Lineage: Eukaryota; Metazoa; Arthropoda; Insecta; Lepidoptera; Pieridae
Product: scavenger receptor class B member 1-like
Exons: 12
Coding region: 135-1808 (557 amino acids)
Cellular component (GO): cytoplasm; membrane
Molecular function (GO): scavenger receptor activity
Source: RefSeq, a predicted model, not a curated record
GGUGUAUCGCCCAGUGUGUUCGGGGAAGUGCUGUAGCACGCAAGUACCGGCCAAGAUACGUUACCGUUACGUUAUCUGACGUCUGUAGUGAUUAUUAAGUUAUUUAUUUACGUGAUCACUGACUAAGAUUAAAGAUGGUCGUGGGACCGAAGAAGGUGAUACAACAGGUUCCCAGCCGAAUAUCCCUUAUGAAAAUACAAAAUUUCACAGCACAUAAAAGACAGUCGUUUGUCACAGUGGUGUACGGAACCCUAUUCAUAAUUGCAGGCAUUAUAUCGUUUGCUAUAAAUCCUGCGGAAAUAUACACAAACUGGUUCGUCGAUAUAAAAGAAGGAAAAUUCGUGUACAAGAUGUGGAAGGAACCCACGUACGAGAUAUUCUCCGACAUCUACAUCUUCAACUACACCAACGUGCCGGAGUUCCUCAGCGGGAAGGAUAAGCAGCUUAGGGUUGACGAAAUUGGCCCUUACAAGUUUCAAGAGAUAAGAACGAACGAGAAUAUAAGCAUAGACAAAGACCGUGGAGUGAUGACUAUGAACCCGGUGAUCAAGCUGAAGUUCCUCCCUGAUAAAUCUGUGGGUCAGUACAGUGACCCCAUUAUCGCGCCGAAUAUUGCUCUAGUUGCCAUCAGUACCCUGCUUGCAGACCAGAUGGGCUACUUCGCGAAUGCUGCGGCCUACUACUCGAUCACUGCUUUAGGAUCGAAGCUGUUUCUCAACAUGAAUGCUGGUGAAUUCUUCUGGGGCUACAACGAUCCUCUGGUGAAAGUGGCCAGUACAUUGCUGCCCGGGUGGAUCGAUUUUGGAAAAGUUGGCAUUUUGGACAGAUUCUACGCUCAGAGGAGAGAUAAAGUAGAAGUAGAAUUGGGAAACCGCAAUAAGCGCUACUCCAUCAACACCUGGAAUGACUCACCUGGACUGCCAGAACAAGGAUAUACCACAUUAAAUGAAAGUAUUCUCUGCAACCGCCUGAAAGGAACAUACGAGGGUCUCAUGAUAACUCCGAGGUAUAACGUCAGUAACCCUCUCCCAAUCUUCAGGAAGCAAGCCUGCAGGGUCUACCCGUUUCGGUUUCUUGAGGAGCGCAUGAGUGACAUGGGUUUCCCCAUCUCCAGGUUUAAGAUGGACGAGUCUGCAUUCAACAAGUCAAGUCCGUUUGCUUGUACCUGUACGAAGAACUGUUUGCCCGACGGAUUUGUGGACAUCGGCAGUUGCUAUUACGGAUUUCCAAUAGCCUUAUCAAAACCACAUUUCCUGGACGCAGAUCCUGAGCAACAGAAGAUGUUCGUGGGCAUGCAUCCAGACCCAGAGGCACACGCGUCCCAUGUCGACAUUGAAACGUCAAUUGGCGUACCAUUGUCUUUGCGGACUAACAUGCAGGUUAACAUAGCAGUGAGGGCUUCAGGAGGAAAUCCAUCCAUAAGACCCGUGAAGGACAAAGUCUUGCCACUCAUGUGGCUAUCACUGCACUGCAAGGAACCACCAGAAGAAGUAGCAUCUCUCCUCCGACUUCGUUUUAACAUUGUCCCACCACUUAUCCUAGCCGGAGAGGUGACUUUUAUCGUCAUCGGCCUUAUCCUUGUAAUUCACGGAGUUCAUCGUCUCUUGAAACCAAAAUACCAGUUAAUUAGAAGUGAUGAGAAGCAAGUUAAAAGAAAACCUAUUGAACGCAGAAAGAGCAGUCUAGUACUAAAUAUUGUUGAUAAUAAUGCUUUCACGGAUGACGAAAUGGCUAAAGAAGCUGUUUCCUUACUGGCUAUCACAGAAGAGGACAACGACCUACAUGAUAUGGUUGUUGAUGAAUCUUGACUUAGGAAUAGAUAAUAUUAUGUAGUUAUAGUUAUUUAUGCAACUGUUAUGUAAUAUGGGGUAGUAAAACACGAAUGUCGGAUUUAUGAUAAAAGUAUCACAUGAGUGUUUGAAUACCUAAUUAUCACCAGUUGCAAGACUUUAUCUACACCCAUAAUAUGAAACCCCUCUAUAAAAGAUUCUGAAACAGUUAGCUUUCUGCUGACAUUAAAAAAGCCAGUCUUAGUAACCAUAAUAUCAUCCAAAGGAGUGUUAUUAUGAAAACGAGUGUUGUAAUAUUGUACUGAAUUUCAUUACAACACUCGUUUUGAUGAUAUAAUGGUUAUUAGGACACUCGGUGUUUUAAUGUUGGCAAUAAGCUAACUGUUUUAGAAUCUUUAAUAGAGUACUUAAAGCAUGGGUGUGGAUAAAUAAUAUUAUUAUAGGGCUUGCCAUAGUUCGUGAUAAAGUUAAAUCGUGCGUAUACCAUGUAUAACUUGAAUAAACAACGAAUUUAUAUUUAUAAAUGAGGCACUGUUUAGCUUUGAUGUUAAUUAAGAAAUAAUCGGUUAUUUCAGAACAAAAGACUAGUAUCAAAUUCUUGGUUAAGGUUCGCGUGUUAAGUUUGUUUUCUCUUUUAUAUGUUAUAUGAGUUUAAACAACAUGCGGGUCAUCUGAAGGUAACGUGUAUAGAUGUUAGCCAACACCAUUUAGAUAGAAGUAGAUCAAAAACUCCCUGAGCGAUGUUCGCUCUAAAUUGUUAUUCAAUACCUUGGUAACCGAACUAUCGCUAGCACAUGUGUUCUUUUGAAUGGCAAUAAUAAAGUUAUGCGCUUAGAUGCAUUGCAGCUAAGUUUUAACAAGAAUUGCAUUAUCACCAAGUUUUUGAAAGCACACACGUUGAAAUGAUAAUUCAACAGAAAUGUCGAGAUUACUUCAUCAGCCUGCUUCUAUGCAUACUUUUAGCUUGAAGUGCUUAAAGCCUAGAUGUUUGCAAGCUAUGCAUCUGCGAUCUAAAAUCAACAAAUAAUAGUAAAUGAAUAAGUAGAUAGUACUGUUCUCCUAAAACGGACAACAAGCUGUAUUUUAAUUAUCCAGCUUGUUAAUUAUGUUGUAAGUAUUUAUUGGGUAUGUAAGUAAAGUAGUAUUGUAAUUACUUAUUCAUCCUUCAAGUUAAAUAUUGUUUUUUUACUCAACCUGUCUUCUCGUGGAGUUAUAGUAUGUUUAAUAUGUGACAGCUAUGCUUCUAUUUACUAAUUACUUGGAUUCCCAGUGGCAGGCUCCUUUACACAGGAUGCCGGCUAGAUUAUGGGUACCACAACGGUGCCAAUUUCUGCCAUGAAGCAGUAAUGUAGCAUUAUUGUGUUUCUGUCUGAAGGGCGCCGUAGCUAGUGAAGUUACUGGGCAAACGGGACUUAAUAUCUUAUGUCUCAAGGUGACCAGCGCAAGUGUAGUCCCGAUCAGAAUUUUUGGUAUUUUCAAGAAUUAUGAGCGGUACUGUAUUGUAAUGGGCAGGGCGUAUCAAUUUUUAUCAACUGAACGUCCAGAUCGUCUCGUCCCUUAUUGUCAUAAAAAAAAAACUUUCAUACAAUGUUUGUUAAACCUGUUAAACUGAAAAUAUUGAUACCAAUGGCUCAAGUUAAAGUAAUAUAGAUAUUCACUAUUGUUUCAAGUACUUAUCAGAUAAUAUAGGUUUGAUGAAAUUUCAAUUACAUCGAAGGUGAGACAUGUUGUGGGUGAAGGACACAGUUUGUACCUAACCAGGGCCGUACUGUGUAAUGUUUAGGCAGUAAGGGCUAAAUGUUUCAUUCUCAUUUAUAUUUAAAUAAUAUUCCAUAUUUAUUCUUAGUUGGUGGUAAUAUUGUUAAUGGUCUUGCCAUAGUUAUAUGUAAUGAUUUAUAAGAGUACAUAAUAUAAUAUUCUAAAAUGCAAUUAGAUGUCUGGUACUUUAGUACCAGACAUCUUCUUUAGAAGAAUUUGCUUUACGGCCGUUUUCAAUAACCUAUCUAUCCUUAGUUUAACAGAUAGCAUUGGACUAUAACUAUAUUGGACAUAACUAUGGAUAGAUAAGAUCUUGUCAUUAAACGAUGACGGCAAUGUAUCCAUAAGUUAAACUAAGGAUAGAUGGGUUAUUGAAAACGGCCGUAAAUAUAUAUAGUGUACUGUUAUUAUACAAAGAUUAGAACUAUAAUGCAUUUUAUAUGUCAUGAUAUGUCAUUUAUAAUGUGAUUAUGAAUGCAAUGUUUUAUUAUAUACCUGACAUAAAAAUCCACAAUAUCGAUAGGUAUAGUUAUUUUAUAUAUUAUACUAGCUGACCCGACAGAUGAUGGUACGUAAUAUAUAAAUUACUAUUAUUAUUUCGUAAAAUAUGCUCCCUGUUGUUAUAAUGAAAUUGUUUCACAGCAGAACUGUCAAACCGUGCGUCAAUAAAUUCUGUCAUAGAAAAUAUGUCCAUACAAAACAAAUAAUGGCAAUCGAAAUAAAAACUAUCCUAUCUCUCUAGUUGGACUAAACUGCACUACACCAUGAAGUAAUACCCAUUAAAAUCCGUUCAUUAGUUUACGAGUUCACGGGAAACAAACAUGAGGCCUCUAGAUUUAUAUAAUAUAUUAAGAAGUUUGGGGGAAAAUAAAAACAGUAUAAAUAAAAAUAUUUGGUAAAAUUUUAGUUCGAAUUCUAUUCAAAACUGCUAACACAUGGUGUUUGGUUUCAAAUAGCUUAAAGCAAUAUGAUUCAAGACAUUGGAAUAAUUUUAUUGAUCAAAAUGUUACCAAUUAGCUGAUACACGUAUACAAAACAUCUUAUCUCAAAUAAAUUUUUUUCAAUAAGAUUUAACUCUAAAUUUUUACUAAAACUUAUAUGUAAUAAAGCUUGAAUGAAUAAAUAUGGACCAAUCCUUAAUCUAAGCAUUUAAUGUUAAUCAGUAUCAUUUAUACAUUUCUGAAUUAUGUAUAGUCUAUAGUAUUCCUUUAAAAUCAAUUACGGGUGUUCUUAAAUAGUAAUAAGAUAUUAUUUUCAACUGAUGAUGUGAUAAUGUGACAUAUUCUUUGCUCAACUAGGUAGAUGCAAAUAAGUUUUAUUCCUCAGAUCAUCUAAACGUCUAGAUAGACUAUGACAGCUUUGAAAACGUCGAAAACACAAAGUGUCAUACAAAUCGCGCGUGUAAGACGUAGCUUGUCACGCACACUAAACUAACACUCCUGGCGUGUUUUUAUCGGUUGCCUAACAGCAAGAGACUCUAACUAGACGUAUUAAUUAUCGUAGUUUUAUUCUUUGAAUAUAUUCUCAAUGUAUGCAAUAUUUGUAUAGAUGAGUGCCGUCCGCCAUUACGCAAAGCUAAAUUAAUAGUUAAUAGUAUAAUUGAUAUUUUAUGCAACGAAUGUUAAUUUUAUGUGCGUUGCUAGUUAUUUUAGUUAAGUUACGCUCAACUAUUUUUACUUUAUGUACUUGGUUAGAUAUUUAACGAGACAUUAGCGGUGUUAUUACGAAAAAUAAUUUAAACAUGGCUUUGAAACAAUGACCCAACUAUAACAACGUCAGUGACCUACAAAUAACGACGUCUAAAUGUGUGUAUAUUUUUUCUGUUACAAACAGUGUUUAGCUUGUGUUUAACUAAAAUUUUGUUUAACACAACAAGUGUUCAAGAAAAAUUAUUGACAGCUGUCAUCUAUCUGUCAUCAUAUAAUGUAAAUCUUCCUUAAGAAUAUGAUAUAUUCGUUGGACACACCUUAGACAAGCUUCGACCAGUAUUUAAAUAUAAGCAAUGUCUAAAGAUUGUUGACCGCUAAACAACAGAAAGACACAGAUUUCAAGACAUGUAUAAGUUUUUGUAGUAGCAUAGUAUUAAUUAUAAUAAAUUUAAAAAAAGAAAGGCUUCGAUUGGAUCAUUCGAUGCCAAACAUUAUUAGAUUUUGAAUUUGUUAAAUCAGCAACAGGUUGUUAUUAUUCAAAUACAAAUUGUAAAUGGACCACGCCUUAUGUUUCUUUAUAGAUCUGAUAUUGAUUAGUAUAAAAUUUAAAUAAUAAUUUCAUUUUUAUCAAACGUUUCUACAUGGAAAUUAUCUUCACAUUAUCUUCUUAUACAAUAGUACAAGCGCGUACGCGUGCGUAGGAAAACAUUUGAUAUUAAAAAUGUAAAUUAGUUAUGGCGAAACAAUGACAGACAUACCUGAGGUUCCGAGGAAGAGAUGGUCUGCAGCUGGGGGGUAAUCCUCUAGGAACUACUGGUGUGUGUUACUAUGGUCACUCGGCGUUUUGUGAAUGAAUUUCGUUACACCGAGUACUUUGAUGCAUUGCGAAUAGGCCGUUGACUAUGCCGAUGACCGGUGACAAUUGGUUAUUAACCGGCGUGAGAGUCAAUUGGCAUUAGAUUAGCCAACCAAUGCGUCUGUUGUCAAUAGGUAUCUCUCUAUAUCUACAGGAACUAUCAGCGCUAUAGUUUGCCAUAUAAAAAUUCAACAAAGAGUAUAGACAAUUGCGGCGCAACUUUCAAGCUUUAUUGUAACCUCUUUAACAUACUUGUUUUAUUACAUGAUUGUGAUAUUUAAAUUAGGUAUAAGGUAAUAAUGUAAGUGUAAAUAUAGACUAAUCAUAAGUAAUUGAAAAUAAAUAUUUGUAUCAAAUAUAAAACUUGAGAUAAAUUA